Molecule: messenger RNA, 7911 nt
Organism: Knipowitschia caucasica
Lineage: Eukaryota; Metazoa; Chordata; Actinopteri; Gobiiformes; Gobiidae
Source: the annotation of a GenBank genome assembly
AUGACCUCUUCAGACGGCCUGGAGGUGACUGUGAUCCCGGAGAACCCGCUCGGACCCCGGGUAGCAGAGAUCCAGGAUGCUGCGCUGGCUCCCGGGGCUUCUCUGCUGGCGUGUGUGGGUCUCCACGGGGGUCUGGAGGUGUGGGACCCCGGGGACAGAGAGGCCAGGCCGGUGCGAGUCCAGGGCCGCUUCAAAGAAUUUCAGUGGGACCAGGGCACUGACCGGACCUUGAGGGACCAGGAGUCUUCUGGUCCCACCCCUGGUCCCAGGCGUGUCUUCAAGCUUGUGGCUGUGGGAUCAGAGCUGGAGCUGAAGCUGGUGGAGGUCUCUGUGGGACCUGGCUCCAUCUCACUGCUGCCAGUCUGUGAAGCUACUGCUGAAGAUCUACUGCAGAAGAUCAGAGAGAAGGACCAGAGUGUCUCUGAGCUGCAGUCCCUCCAUGUCUUGUCCUGGAGCUCCGCCUGUGGCUGUGUUUUGGUGAACUCUGAGUGGAUCCUGCGGCUUCAGUUGCAGCAGACGGAGCAGCAGCUGAACGUUGAGUCCUGUUUUAGAAUUCAGCCUGAAGACAGAAGAUCAGAGACUGUGGUCCAUCACUGUGUGUGUUCAGAGACACUCUUCUGUGUCACAGCCAGUGGCUUCAUCUCGGUCCUCUCUCUGUCCGAUGGAUCGGUCUUGGCCUCGGUGGAUCUGCCUCGGUACCUGGACUCUGGUCUUCAGGAGGAGGACUGGUCUCCUCCGUCCUCUCUCUCUCCUCCUGCCUCCUUCCUCCUCCUCCAAGUGUCCUCCGACCUGAACACUGCUGUGGCCUUCACAGACGCUCACACGGCCACCGCCAUCGACCUCAACCACUACUUCAGGUCAGUGUCUUCACUAAUCCACUCCUCUCAGCGGCUCCCACCUCCAGCAGCCUGUGAGCCACUGCAGGUGGGAGCCGCUGGAGGUGGGAGCCGCUGGAGGAGGGAGCCGCUGGAGGAGGGAGCCGCUGGAGGUGGGAGCCGCUGGAGGAGGGAGCCGCUGGAGGAGGGAGCCGCUGGAGGUGGGAGCCGCUGGAGGUGGGAGCCGCUGGAGGUGGGAGCCGCUGGAGGAGGGAGCCACUGGAGGAGGGAGCCGCUGGAGGAGGGAGCCGCUGGAGGUGGGAGCCGCUGGAGGUGGGAGCCGGUGGAGGUGGGAGCCGCUGGAGGAGGGAGCCGCUGGAGGAGGGAGCCGCUGGAGGUGGGAGCCGCUGGAGGUGGGAGCCGCUGGAGGAGGGAGCCGCUGGAGGAGGGAGCCGCUGGAGGAGGGAGCCGCUGGAGGAGGGAGCCGCUGGAGGAGGGAGCCGCUGGAGGUGGGAGCCGCUGGAGGUGGGAGCCGCUGGAGGAGGGAGCCGCUGGAGGAGGGAGCCGCUGGAGGAGGGAGCCGCUGGAGGAGGGAGCCGCUGUCAUUACAAAGCAGCAGAAGUUGCUCCGGGGACAGUUGCGGUGUGUGGCGAGCCCCAGGAGACCCCCACUCCAGCCUCAGCUCAGGGACCCGGACUCGGUGGCCAGCUCCUCUUUCUGCCUCUCUGCUCUGGGACUGGACCUCAACAGUGACCGUUCUUGGGAGUCUCGCCUGGUGUCCAUGUACAGUGAAGCUCGGGACGGAUCCCCUGCUCGUUCCUCCCCUGCCGCCUCCUGCUGGUGGUCCGCCCUCCCUCAUCUGAGCUCCCAUCAUGCACCUGUGCCAGCCUUCACCCCUCUCCCCCAUGGAGGCCUCACCCACUCUUUCUCUCUCCCUGAGGCCUGCUCUCCACGGAUCCUCACGGUCUCAGAGUUCUCAGCUGUUGUCACUGCCGUUGCCCCUGGAAACGCUCGAACCACUAUUGCAUUGUGGGAGUUUGAGUCCAGGAAGGUGAGCUGCCACACGGCGGAGGGAGAAGCGGCUCCAGUCCAACUCUGUGGAGAGAGACAAGACAUGCUGCUGCUGAAAGAGUCCGGUCUGGUUCAGGUCCUGUUCUCAGUCUCUCAGGAGGACCUCCUCAGCAGACUCAUGUUGUUUGGGAGUGCGGCCACAGUGGAUGCAGUCUGCAACCUGAACAGCUGGGGGCGCUGUUCCAUCCCCAUCCACUCCCUGCAGGCAGGACUGAAGAACCGUCAGCUAGACACCGUGGACUUCUACCUGAAGAGUAAAGAGAACCUUCUGAAGAGUAAAGAGGACCUUCUGAGUCCCUCUGAGGAUACAGGGACCACCGGGACCACGGGGAUCACGGGGACCAACCUCACUGAGAGGGUGCAGUUGUUGUGUCCUGCCUUAGACCUGUUGUGUUGCGCUGUGACUGACUCCAACAGUGAAGCUCAGAGUCGACAGUUCUCUGAGCAGCUGCUGCACAUCACCCUCAGCUUCCUCCACACGCAGAUCCAAGACCUGCUGUCUGAGAGACCAGGGGAGGGACCAGGUGAGGGACCAGGUGACAGCGCAGACGUUCAGAGCUGUGUGGAAGUGUUGGACCAGUACCUGACUCAGCUCCGAGGGUUCAUGAAGAGGUUCCCCUGGUCCAACACCAGAGACCAGAGCAACCGAGACCAGACCAGCAAAGACGACUGGGACCAUCUGUCUACAGAGGAGGUGGUCCGGGCCUCUGUCCUGAUCAAUCAGAUUCCGCGAGCACAAGCGGUGCUGAGGCGUCGUGGCCAAUCAGAGCACAGACUGGAGGUUCUGAAGGGGGUGGGGCUUCAGCAGGUCUACUCCAGUCUCCAGGACCGGGAUCUGCCCACAGCCAUGGCUCUGCUCACUAACAUGGGUUUCAGCGUGAAGGAGGAGUUCCACAGAAUCUGCCAGUUCACUGACGACAAAGACCUGCGAGAGUUUGUGGUGGAAGAACUGAUGAGGAGAAACUAUUUUACAGCAGACGAAGCCAAAUCUCUCUCGUUCAUCAGAGAAAUGGAACGACUGUGCUCGCUCCCUGUGGCUCAGAGCUCGUCCAAGUCUCCAGCUCCCAGACUUUUACACAUGGUCCACGCUGCAGACACUGGAGAAGUUCUGAAAGAUCUCAUGGCUCAGCCGGGGUUUGGAGAUUCCAAUCUCUGGGUGAACGUGCGUCUGGACUGGGUUAAAAACUGGGAGCAGGGCAGCCAGACCCGCAUCCUCCUGUCCCGCCUCAAGCAUACAGAGCUGCCCUCCUGUGACUCCUCGGUGCUGUGGAGGUACCUGACCUCCCUCCACCAGGAGCAGCUUGUGGAGCAGUGGGUGCAGAGCUGGGGCGCCUCCCAGUGGCCAGAGCUGAGACCUGAAGAGCUGCACCAGAGCACCUCCUGCAGCAGCUACAUGAGAGAGCACAUCCUGGAUCAGCUGGCCAGGAGAGGUGUGUUUAUCCCAGAGGAGUUAUGCGACCUGGAGCGUCUCUUGUGGCGUGUGGCCCAGAGUGAGGGGGUGAUGUCACAGUCCAGUCUGCUGCAGGUCUACAGAGCCUCUCAGGGUCUGGACUUCCACACGGUCUUCAUCAGGUUCUGUCUGGACCGAGGACUCAAAUACCUGCUCUACUCCUACCUCCAACACCACAGUCUGACUCCCAGAAACUGCCCUGCUCUGUGCAACCAGGACCUGUUUGUGAGCCACCCCUGGUUUGAGAUGCUGGUCCGAAUCCAGGAGAUCACCACUGACCUCUCAGAUCCAGGACUGGUGUUCCAGGCCAGUCUCACCAGUGCCCAGGUCCUCCUCCCUGGGAGCCAGGCUGCCCUCUCCUCUCUGCUCCUGGAGGGACACACCCAGCUGGCUCUGGCCUCCAUCAUGUUUGCUCCUGGAGGAAUUGACCAGGUCCUCUCACAGGGCUCAGGCUCAGAGACUGCAGUGGACCCUCAGCUCCUGAAGAUGGCACUGUCUCCGUAUCCAAAACUGAAAGCUGCUCUUUUCCCGCCUGCAGCCAGAGGGAGCUCUCCUCAGGAUGUCUCAGUUUACCUCCUCAUGCAGUCUCUUCAUCCUUUGGAUCCGUCUAAACUCUUCAGUUGGCAGACGACCAACUCUCUGAACUGCACUGAGACCUCGGAGCUGCCGCACUUCUCCAGUCCUGCUCUGGUCUCUAAGUUCGCUCUGGUGGAGAACCUGGACUUCCUGUACUUCCUACGUCACGGCCGACCGUCCGUCGCUUACGCCACGUUCCUCGUUCAACAUCUGAACAGCUGCAGCGACGUCCAGCUUCUUCUGCAGAAGGCCUGGAUGCAGGUGUACAGAUUGGCAGUUAGCCUCUUCACCUCCCCCUCAGUGGGAGCAGCUGUGGUGUGUUUCUGUGAGCUGCUGGGACUCUGCAGCCUCCAGGUCCGAGUCGACCUCCGAGUCCUGAACUCUGUCCUGCAGCACCUCAGCCGAGAGGACACCAGGACCAGCGGGACAACCAGCAAGGAGCAUCUGCAGACCCUGGUGUCGACAGGUCUGAGGCUGGUGGAGGCGGAGCCUGGAGCAGCGGAGGAGCUGAUUGGUCUCCUGGAGGCUGCAGUGUGUGACAGUCUGGAGCAGAGAGGAGUUGGGAGAUGCUCGUACGAGGCGGCGCUGGAGUGGUCCUUGGCGGUCCAGUUCUGUCAGAGCCACGGUCUCAGCCUCAGCUCAGUGUUCCUCUCUCACUGCGCUCAGGACGGACACUUCAUCCACUUCCUGCUGUUCAUCCAGAUGCACAGCUUCCCUCCACAACAGGUGCGCUCGCUGGUCUCUGAGUUCAGUCCCACUCUUGCCUCUCACCUGAGGCUGGCCUUUCAGGAUCUGCAGCUGCUCAGUCCUGGAGCCAGAGCGGGCGAGGAACAGGCGCAAGAGCCGACCCCCGAGGACCAGGGGACUCUGAGUUCGGAGCGCCCAAAGGAGUUGUUCCAGGUUUUGCUGCAGAGUCAGAAUGAGGCCUGCACUUGUCGGUUUCUCCUGCAGGAGGCGCUGGUGCAGCACUGCCCCACUCUUGCUAUCCUGGCUGCCUGCGAUCAGGCUGCAGAGCGUCUGUCCUGUCUGUGUGUGUGGAUUCUUUCUUCUGUGGAUCAGUCCACUGUGAGUGAAGCCACCUCUCACCUCGACGUGGCCCCCCAGCAUCACCACUGGACACUGCACGACCUGUCAAUCAUAUGGAGGACCCUUCUGGGGCGGGGUCAGGUCUCUCCUCUGCUGCGGGGGUUCCAGCUGUUCCAGAGAGACUGCCCCCUGGUGCUGGUGCUGAGGAUGUUCCAGUUGUGUUGUGACUACAGAGACUUCUCUGAGGCCAAAGCCAAACUGCUGGACUUCCAGAAGACGCUCAUCACUCUGAGAGGCAGUGUCCCAGCGCCCCCUGGUGGCCUCCCUCUGCAGUGGGUGGAGAGUCAGGCCUCAGUUCUUCUGCUGACGAUACUUCAGCGAUGCUCCUCACAGUUCGACCUCCACAGACUCCUGCAGCUGCUCGCCGACGUCAACAAGCUCCUCAAGUCCAGCGGUCCAGACUUCCGCAAGCUGAGCCAGCUGAGUGGGCUCCUCCAGGGCUCUGACGUGUCUCUGUCUCCACGGCUGCUGCAGUGCACUUCCCCCUCUGACCAGCAGGAGGAGCUGCAGAUCAUCGUGGACCAGCUGCAGUCCAGGGGGCGCUAUUCCCAGGCCAGAGAGGUGUCCCAGCUCGCAGGACUGCCACUGCACAGACUGCUGCUCAGACAGCUGGAGCAGGAGCUGAACUCUCUGAGGGAGAAGCCUCAAUGGAAACGGUUGAAAACUCGACUGAACUUCUGGAAGAAAAGUCACGUCCAGCUCCAAACCGACAGCAUCGACCCCGAAUCUGCAGCUCUCUUCUUCCUCUCCCAGUCCCAACCUCUGAGCCCUGACCCCACUGAGCUCUCCUCCCAGUCCCAAACUCUGACCCCUGCCCUCUCGGCGCUCUCCCAGGACCAUCGCCUCCUGCUGGACACCCAGGAGAAGUGCUUGCUGGUCUCCCUGGCCUCUCACUGGCUCUCUCGCCUCAGUCCUGCUCCCGUCUCUCGUCUGGAGGAGCUGGAGAAGCAGCUGUGGUUGAGCAGAGUGAAACAUUAUCUGCUGAUCGCUGACAUGGAGAGGGAGAGUGUGUUCAGUGUCCCGCAGACGGUCUCAUCUGAGCAGAACUCUUACGAAGCUCUGAUGAAAGAGUUCUCCUUCUCAAACAUCUCCAGUCUGAACACAGCGGCGUGUCUGAGUCUGGACGGCUUCCCCAACACAGACUCGUCACCCCUGGGCCUGACCCCUGCAGAGGGGGAGGUCCUGUCCUCUCUGCUGGGGCAGAUCCUGGAUCAGGGCAGUAUCCAUGAGGCCAGCAGAGUCUGCAGAUACUUCAGUCUGUUCCACAAAGACGUGUGGCUGGUGCUCCGCUGCAGAGCUCUGGCCUCAGGAGAGGUCAGUCCUGACCAGAGGGACCAGGAGCUGAGGAACCAGGAGCAGGACCAGCAGCAGACAGACCAGGAGAAGGACCAGGAGCCAAAGACCGGGGAGACUAGCUCUGAGCAGAGGACUGGGAUGACCAGCUCUGCUUCCUUCAGUAGUCUCUCGUCCUUCGUGGUUUGUCCUCUUCCUGAAGACGAAGUUUCAACUGAACUUCAGAAACUCGUUAAUCAGAGUCGCCAUGGCAACAGCUACUGUAAACAGGUGCUGAGCCUGUACCAUCUGUCAAAGGAGCUGCAGGUGUCGUUUGCUCAGGUCUGCAGUGAGGACCCUGUGAGUGUCCUGCAGCAGCUGCUGAUCCUGGAUCAGCCUGAACGCUUCAGACGAGCUCACACCUUCAUCAGAGCUCAGGGCCUGACACCAGAGGCUGUGGCCCAGCUGGUGUCCUCAGCUCUACUCAGCUCUAUGCUCAGCUCCACACAGGAGCUGGGACCAGAGCGGCAGGUCUUCCGGCCGACAGAGGGGCGGGACUCUCUGCUGCAGCUUCUCAAACUUUGUGAAGACCCGAACCUGGUGGGAACCAAGCUGCUGGAGAGCAUCACCUCAGUCCCACUGUCCGACCUCAACUGCAUGGUGGAGCUGCUGGUUGUGGCUCAUGACUGCUUCAGCUUCACCUGUAACAUGGAGGGCAUCGUGCGAGUGCUGCAGGCGGCGAGACACCUGAGCCACGCCCACCUCGCCCCCGCCGAGAAGUACGGUCUCCUGGUGCGUCUGCUGACAGGAGUUGGUCGCUACAAUGAGAUGACCUACAUCUUUGACCUUCUGCAUCAGAAUCACCGCUUUGAGAUGUUACUGAGGAAGAAGAUGGACAUAGACAGAGGACAGAGUUCAAGUCUGAAGACCGCUCUGCUGGACUACCUGAAGCGCUGUCUCCCUGGGGACAGUGAGAAACACAACAUGGUGGCUCUGUGCUUCAGCAUGAGGCGCGAGAUCGGAGAGAACCACGAGACUGCAGCGAGAACCCUCCUCAAGAUGAUCGAGAGCCAGGACUGGGUUGUUUCUCCAGAUUUGAAGAGUUCUUUGGAGAAGGUUCUGGGGUUACUGAAGGACGCUGCAGAGAGCUACACUAAGGACUCGUGUGUGCGGCAGGCGUCUCGUUGUGUGAAGAUGGCGAAGCUGGUGUCUCUGCAGCUGCACUUCCUGAAACAAGGACAGAAUCUGAGGAUCAUAAACCUGAGACCAGCCGAGGUCACACCAGCAGCAGUCUCUCUACCACACUGCUACCAGGUGUGUGUCCUGGCAGAGGCCUACAGCUGCAGUCCAGACUGGGCCGAGGUCCUGUUCCACAGAGUGGUCCUCAAAGGAGACUUCAGUUUCCUGGACGAGUUCAAACGUCACCGCACUCUGUCCACUGCUCUGCUCGAGGAGAUCAUCAGGAAGCUGGACUCUGCUCCUCCUCACCCCUCGGCUCAUGUGAAGAAGCUCCUGUCUCACUGUGAGGACGUGUACAGCAGAUACAGACUGGCUUAUGAGCUGAAGAUGUUCGAUGUGACCCAGAGUCUGCUCCAGGACAAGACCACAGCCUGCUACCUCCACGACAGACUGGCCAGAUGA